UUCGCGGGCAUGAUUUUGUCAAUCGCGAUUGACGCAGUCUAAAUAUUCCAAGACAAUCUCAUAAGAAUAAAGAUUUUAAAUCUACAUGCACAUUUUUUUAAAUCUCAUAUUUUCUCUCAGUUUUAGCAUUAUUGAAACUGAUUAAUCCCUCUUCAAGCGGUGCGUGAUGUUAUUCGAGAUGCACUUUACGGUGAAGAACAUGUGUGCUAAAAAGUUUCGUCGCGCGAUCAUCAAACUGUAGUGCAUCUACAGAAUCAUUCGCGGGAUCCUUAAUCGGCGAGAGGGUGGUCCAGCUCGAAGCAAUCUCUGCGAAGAGUCCUGCGUGUACGAGUUCCCGACGAUGGAUUCUCAGCAGCUGGUUGACACGGCUUCUCAAAACAGUCAGGACAUAGUCUUACCAAAACCGACCAGCAGCACCCCGAGACACAGCAUCGAUGCGAUACUCGGAUUGGCCAAUCAUAAAAGAAGUCAUCAGGAGAUGGAGGACACAAAUCGCGAUGCGCAAGAAAAUACUGGUGAGAACAGCUGCAACUCCACCGGCGGCGGCAGCGACGAGGAACUCGGCGCAGGCUGCGGGGAGGACAUAAACGGCAACGGGGGCAAGAAGAAGCACCGUCGCAACCGGACGACCUUCACGACCUACCAGCUGCACGAGCUCGAGAGAGCGUUCGAGAAGUCCCACUAUCCGGACGUCUACUCCAGAGAGGAGCUCGCCAUGAAGGUCAAUCUCCCGGAAGUACGUGUUCAGGUCUGGUUUCAGAAUAGACGAGCCAAGUGGCGUAGACAGGAAAAAAUGGAAGCUGCGAGAUUGGGUUUGAGCGAGUAUCAUCACGCUGCUAAUAUGAGGAAUGUUGCCGGUCCGGCCUUAGGUUUGCCAGGAGAUCCUUGGCUCGCGCCGCCUGGACUGCUCAGUGCGCUUCCCGGUUUCCUCGCUGCGCCUCACACAGGAUAUCCCAGUUAUCUAACGUCUCCCAGACGAUUGCCGUCACCGCCAAAUGUCGGCGCCGUGACUAAUCCCGUUCCAGGAAUUGCACUGUUCGCAGGAUCGCUAGCCGGCAGUAUGGCGAGCAUAAGCGCCGGCGGCCACGUUCAACCACCACCGCCGAGUCCGCCAGGACACGAUCCUCGCACAUCGAGUAUCCAGGCAUUAAGGAUGCGAGCCAAGGAGCACGUCGAGAGCAUCACCAAAGGCCUGCAGAUGGUUUGAAGGUUAACCGAAGAUUCGCCAGGUGCGCGCACCGCUGCCGGCCUCGUGACAGCGUGACGAGCAAGCGAGCAACAACCCUUCCAGCCCAGACAUUCCAGAUCCCGAAGAGAAGAAUCGCCUGAGCAGCGAGAGCGGUAUGUCGACCGACGAGAGCGAGAGAGCUCGAUCCGUCAUAGGGAAAGAUCACCGGACGAAACGGAGCUGGACGUGACGUGAAAGUACAAGAGAUCUCGCGAGAGAAAGCCUAUCGUUCUGUUUGAAAAGAUCCUUGUUCUUGGUAUCGAUAGUUACCAAAGGAAAAAUCUAACAUUCAUUUUGGUGAGCAUUUUAGAUCAUCAAACAGACAAAUCUUGCAAUAAUCGAUGAUCGGCGCUUAUAGGUAUCUUCGACAAUUAUCAAGACUAUCAAUAUUAUAAAAUUGGCAGAUAUCUAUGAUGAAAUAAGCAUGUGUUCAUAAUUGAAAAUCCGGGCCGAUCAUCAAGAUAUUCCUCUGAAAUGAUUUUAAUCGGGAAGAUUUCAUCUCGAAUAUAAAAAAAAAAAACAUCAAAAAACGCGUGAGAAAUGUCUGCAAGAUUGAGAUGUUUCUCGGAAAUUUGUGUUAUUUGUGAUGUUUUUGAUAACUUUGACAACCAUAGAGACGCUACAAAUAGCCGCCUCCACAAAAAGAUCCGCGUGUUUGACGUGACAAAAUAAUUUUGCGCGGAAAAUCUGCUCAGAACUCGCUCUAAGUCGGCAUUGUGCAAUAUGCAAAUCAAAUUAUGUUGCGCAAGCUUGUCACAUACGUAGUUAAUAUAAAGAUGAAAAAGAUCAAUAUUUAUUAUCUUGCCAUUAUCGUCUUCAAUGUGUCACUUAUUACAAAUCUUGUAUUCCGAGUUUCACUCUAAAUUAUUUUUUAAAAUAACCGAGAAGAGAGAGAGAGAGAGAGAGAGAGAGAAAGAAAGAAAACAUUGCCAUAAAGAAAUUUGUAAAAAUUUAAAAAAAUUAAAAGUAAAAUAAAUACAAAACAAUAAAUAAAUUAUUAUAAAAUAUAUAAAGAUUUUUAAAGAACUAUAAAUAAUUGGCUCGAAAAAGAAAGAACUGAAA
Cataglyphis hispanica is the source of this 2290-nucleotide messenger RNA. RefSeq names its product retinal homeobox protein Rx1-like. Lineage: Eukaryota; Metazoa; Arthropoda; Insecta; Hymenoptera; Formicidae. Gene Ontology annotation, biological process: positive regulation of transcription by RNA polymerase II. The transcript is spliced from 5 exons. The coding region runs from base 341 to 1207 and encodes 288 amino acids. The record is from RefSeq and is a predicted model, not a curated record. Gene Ontology annotation, molecular function: DNA-binding transcription factor activity, RNA polymerase II-specific; RNA polymerase II cis-regulatory region sequence-specific DNA binding.